Rhagoletis pomonella (apple maggot) is the source of this 748-nucleotide messenger RNA. RefSeq lists its product as uncharacterized. The transcript has 2 exons. Bases 172 to 555 code for a protein of 127 amino acids. Lineage: Eukaryota; Metazoa; Arthropoda; Insecta; Diptera; Tephritidae. The record is from RefSeq and is a predicted model, not a curated record.
AUAAAUUUAAAUUUUACAAACACAUCGUGUCCAAAUUUUUCAAAAAUUAAUUUGAAAAUUUUACAAACUCACUGAUAAACCAAAUAACAAGCGCUCACGUGCCGGUGGACAAUACAGGCAGGCGGAACGGUUUUUUUUUGUUGAACGAUUGCGUUUGAAUUUUCGCAACAAAUGGCUAAUCAAAAUGGGCAAUUAAUUCUGCAAACUUUGCAAAAUCUAGAAGAACCAGUAACGGUCAGCAAAAUUGUAACGCAUAUCGCUGCCACAGCUGGCGUGCAUCCCAAUGAGGUCAAGGAAUCAGUGCAAGAGACUUUAAAUGGUGGCGUCCGCUACGGCUUUAUACAACGCUCCCAGCGGAAGUACUAUGCCGCACCGGUUGACUUGGAUAUGAUCGUUGCCGAAGAAGCUGGCGAACUAGAACCGAAAGAUAAUAAAGAUAACUCCGAGGACAGUGGUGGCGAGUUGGAAGGUCGUGGUAUGCGGCGACGAAAGAGACGCGCUGCUCGUAGCCGGAGCCGCAGUCGACGCGGUUCGAGACGUCAUCGACGCCGCUAAAUUGUGGAAUUACUAAUGAAUAAUUUGAAUUUUUAUAUUUUGAUGUGUCUUUCUUUAUGCGUACUUGCAUUUACAUACAUAGUAUGCAUAUGUAGUAAAUGUACCCUUAUUGUACUUGUGCAUUUAUUUACGCAUAUUUUGUAAAAAUUGUGAAAAUUUAAUAAAAUUGGCUAUAAUUUCGAUAAAACCUAAA